AUGAAUCUUUUUAAGAGGUUAAUUUUUGUCACUUCAUUUUUAUCAUUUAUUUUAUUUGCGGGCAGUGUAGAAUUAACAUUUGAAUUGCCAGACAAUGCCAAAGAAUGUUUCUAUCAGGAGAUAGAAAAAAACACGUCAGCUACUCUUGAAUUUCAAGUAGUAACUGGUGGUCAAUAUGACAUCGAUGUAACACUAGAAGCACCGAAUAAAGAAAUAAUUUAUCGUCAAGUAAAAACGCAAUUUGACUCUCACACAUUUACUGCUCAAAUGACAGGAGAAUAUAAAACAUGUUUCAGUAAUGAAUUCUCAACAUUUUCUCAUAAGUUAGUCUACAUGGAUUUCCAAGUUGGAGACGAGUUUGCUGUUCCUGGAUUGGAAGAGCACGUUACAGUAAUGACUCAGAUGGAAUCUUCGGCUCAAGAAGUGCACAAAAACUUGGUCCGUAUUGUCGACUUCCAAACUUCUCAUAGAUUAAGAGAAGCUCAAGGACGUAAACGAGCUGAAGAUUUAAACGAAAGAGUUUUGUGGUGGUCCAUUAUGGAAACAAUUGCCAUAUUAGUUACAACUGUUGGACAAGUUUUAGUGCUUAAAAAUUUCUUCACCGAUCGAAAACCUUAUCAACGAUUGUAA
Messenger RNA from Cotesia congregata, 630 nucleotides. The record is from the annotation of a GenBank genome assembly. Lineage: Eukaryota; Metazoa; Arthropoda; Insecta; Hymenoptera; Braconidae.